Molecule: messenger RNA, 1786 nt
Organism: Amaranthus tricolor (Joseph's coat)
Lineage: Eukaryota; Viridiplantae; Streptophyta; Magnoliopsida; Caryophyllales; Amaranthaceae
Product: elongation factor 1-gamma 2-like
Exons: 7
Coding region: 320-1573 (417 amino acids)
Biological process (GO): translational elongation
Molecular function (GO): translation elongation factor activity; glutathione transferase activity
Source: RefSeq, a predicted model, not a curated record
CGGUUAACUUUUUGUUUUGAGUUUUAACCGUUAGCUAAAAAACUCGUUUGGAAAAGGAAUAUACCGCUUUGCGUAACAAACCCUAAAUUCCAACUCCCUUAAACCUCUCAGCCGCAGCCUCUUUCUUAUUCUCUGGCCUCUCAUCACGAUUUCCACCCCUUUAAUAACUGAUUCUGCUAAGGCCUUUGGUAUUUCCUUCCCUUCUCUUUUUUUUUCUCCAUUUUUAUUCAAAGAAUUUAAUCUCCAUUGAUAUUCAUUUUCUCUUACUACUCUUGUUCAGAUCCAUUCUAUUACAGGGCGACGCAGUUUCAGUCCAAUCAUGGCUCUGGUCUUACAUUCAGGAUUGCCAAACAAGAAUGCCUUUAAGGCACUUAUUGCGGCAGAAUAUAGCUGUGUAAAAGUGGAGGUUGUCAAGGAUUUUCAAAUGGGUGUAACCAACAAAUCCCCUGAAUUUCUUAAGAUGAACCCAAUUGGAAAGGUGCCGGUUUUGGAGACUCCUGAUGGUCCUAUUUUUGAGAGUAAUGCCAUUGCAAGAUAUGUCACGCGAUUGACGGCUGAUAAUCCUCUUUUGGGCUCUUCUCCAAUUGAACUUGCUCAUGUUGAGCAAUGGAUUGAUUUUGCUUCCCUUGAGAUUGAUGUACAUAUUGGUCGUUGGUUGUAUCCAAGAUUAGGUUGGGGUGUAUAUCUUCCUCCGGCUGAAGAAGCUGCCAUUGCUGCAUUGAAAAGGUCCUUGGAAGCAUUAAGCACUCAUCUUGCGACCAAUACUUAUCUAGUUGGUCAUCGUGUCACAUUGGCUGAUAUCAUCAUGACUUGUAAUUUGUAUUAUGGAUUCAGCCGAAUCUUCACAAAGAGCUUCACUUCUGAGUUCCCUCACGUCGAAAGAUACUUUUGGACUAUGGUUAAUCAACCAAUUUUUAAGAAAGUUUUGGGUGAGGUAAAGCAAGCUGAUUCUGUUCCAGCUGUUGCUAAAAAGCCUGUUCAGCCUGCAAAGCCCAAGGUUAAGGAGGAGGUUAAGAAGGAGGCACCCAAGCCUAAAGAAGAGGCACCUGCAGCACCAGUAGAGGAGGAAGAAGCACCCAAGCCAAAGGCAAAGAAUCCACUUGAUCUUCUUCCUCCUAGUAAGAUGAUUCUUGAUGAGUGGAAGAGACUCUACUCGAACACCAAAACCAAUUUCCGUGAAGUGGCAAUUAAAGGAUUUUGGGACAUGUAUGACCCAGAGGGUUACUCUCUGUGGUUCUGCGAUUACAAGUAUAAUGAAGAGAACACCGUGUCUUUUGUUACAAUGAAUAAAGUUAGCGGAUUCUUGCAAAGAAUGGAUCUUGCUCGUAAGUACGCAUUUGGAAAGAUGCUUGUAAUUGGUGCAGAACCACCAUUCAAAGUGAAAGGUUUGUGGCUUUUCCGUGGUCAAGAAAUCCCUCAAUUUGUGUUGGAUGAGUGCUACGAUAUGGAGCUGUAUGAAUGGAGGAAGGUAGACCUCAGCGAUGAGGCCCAGAAGGAACGCGUUAGUCAAAUGAUUGAAGACGCUGAACCUUUUGAGGGAGAACCUCUACUUGAUGCCAAAUGUUUCAAGUGAUUCAAUAGUUUGUUUAGAUGAUUGAGCGAGUCAUGUAGUUUCGGGAUUUAUUAAUGUGUUGCCUUUUGAUUAAAUUGGCAGAGUCGAUGACUAUUUUUUGCUAGUUUUCUAUAUGAUCUUUUGUUUUCUAAUGGUUUUUCGGGAUCUUGCCAAGAACAAAAUUUCGAGUUCGUUAUGAAUUUUUUUCUUGACUAUAUUUUUAAAUGGCAAAAA